Molecule: messenger RNA, 5711 nt
Organism: Falco peregrinus (peregrine falcon)
Lineage: Eukaryota; Metazoa; Chordata; Aves; Falconiformes; Falconidae
Gene: SIGLEC1
Product: sialic acid binding Ig like lectin 1
Exons: 21
Coding region: 229-5202 (1657 amino acids)
Source: RefSeq, a predicted model, not a curated record
CCUCGGAGACUGGCCACCUCCCACCCUCACGGUGUGAGCCUGCCUUGCCUCUGUUCCCCAGGAUGCCCAGCAGUGCCCGGGGGGCUGCCACGGGCCUGCCCCAGUGGCUCAUCCUCCUGGCCAGCUUCAUCCCACCAGCCCUUGGCUCAUGGGGGGUCACCUACCCCACGUCCCUGCAGGGCAUCAGGGGCUCCUGUGUGGUGAUCCCCUGCACCCUGAGCUACCCUGAUGACAUGGCAGCUGACGACGGCAUCGUGGCCAUCUGGUACAAGGAUUAUGAUAACCAAAAGACGUUGGUGUACCACUCGGCAGCCCAGGAGGUGGAUGCUGGCUUCAGGGACCGUGUCCAGCUCCUGGGGGACCCCCGCUGCUCGCAAUUGCACCCUGCUGCUGCGGAGACUGACGCUGGAGGACCAUGGGCCCUACAGAUUCCGCUUUGAGAUCAUCAACGGUGACCGGUGGUCAGCGGAGAGGGAUGUGAUGCUGAGUGUUUUGGAUGACCUUGAUCGCCCAAGCAUUGCUGCCAGUGAGGAGCAAACCGAGGGGCAAACAUCCACCUUGCAGUGCUCCACACCCUACUUCUGCCCACUGAGCGACACUGCCCUGCGCUGGGAGGGCUACGACCCCCAGGUCUCGGUGGUGUCUGGCUGGGUCCAGCUGGACACGAACGGGGUCAGCCACCACCUGACUCUCACCACCUCCUUCUCCUGGAAGGACCACUCCAAAAAGCUGCUCUGCGAAGUUUCUUAUGGCUCCAAGAAGGCAACCAGUGAGGUCGUCCUGCGGGUGAGACAUGCCCCUAAGGACACCCAGGUGUCAGUCAGCCCCUCCACGCAGAACAUCCGUGUGGGCGACACGGUGUCCCUCACAUGCGAGGUGAGCAGCAGCUACCCCCAUGUCUCGGCAUACCACUGGUACAAGGACAGAGUGGCUGUGGGCAGCGAGCAGAUCCUGACCCUUCGAGGGGUUCGCCGCGAGGACUACGGACAGUACCACUGUGAAACCAAGAACGACGUUGGGGCUGGCGCAGCACCUGCCGUGGUGCUCUACAUCUUCUCCGCAGAGAUCUCGGUGAGCCCAGCAGCUGAGGUGCAGGAGGGGACACCCACCACCUUGUCCUGCGACGUCCCUGGCAGGGAGGGCCAGGACCUCAACUACACCUGGUACAAGAACAGCGCUUGGCUCAAGGAGGGCACGGCGCACACCCUGCUCUUCCACCACGUGGCCGCCAGCGAUGCUGGCUAUUACUCCUGCAAGGUGACCAAUGAUCGGGGCAGCGACACGUCCCAGGCCGUCAGUCUGAGCGUGACAUACCCCCCCCGGACCCCCAACAUCAUGCUCUUCCAGGAGACCCAGGGUGGCAGGCUGGCCAUCGUCCGCUGCACUGUGGACAGCCACCCCCCAGCCACCAUAGCCCUUUACCGCGAUGGCACCUUGCUGGCAGCCAGUGGGUCACAGGCAGCCCCGCGCCAGCGGCUAGGUGUCACCACAUCCCGCAACGCCCUGCGGCUGGAGAUCCGGGGUACAGGACCCCAGGACAGUGGGGAGUACCGCUGCAUGGCCAGCAACGCCUACGGCAACACCAGCGCCACCAAGCUCUUCGUCGCCCGCGCUAUGGAGGUCCUGAUCCAGCCCUCAUCAGAGGUGUGGGAAGGGGCAGCCGUCACCCUGACCUGCCUGGGGGCUCGGGACGUGGCAGGGGAGACCCUCUACACCUGGUACAGGAACAGCAAGUGGCUUCGGGAGAGCUCAGCCCCGACACUGCACUUCCCUUCCAUCCGCGGCGAGGAUGCAGGCGCUUUCCAGUGCAGCGUCCACAGCAGCAACGGCAGCGACACGUCGGUGGCUGUCCCGCUCCGUGUACUCUUCCCACCAAGGCAACCAGCGAUGAGCUCCUUCCUGGAGACCCAGAGUGGGCGCCUGGGCGUCAUCCAGUGCACCGUUGAGAGUGACCCAGAGUCCAACCUGACCCUAUGGAGAGGAGAAGAAGUGGUAGCCUGCACAUGGGGCUGUCCCACAGCCCCCAACCCCAGGGUCCAUGCCACCUUUUCCUACAACAGUCUGAAGGUGGAGAUGCGGGAGGUGGUGCUGGAGGAUGAGGGGACUUACGUGUGCUGGGCUGGGAACCUGCAGGGCAAUGCCAGCGCAGCCAUAGACUUCAGGGCUGAGACUGCCAACAUUGCAGUGGCUCCAUCCCCCCACGUGCUGGAAGGCCAGGCCGCCAACCUAACCUGUCAGCUGAGCAGCGGCUCCCUGGCUCAGCCCAACAUCACCUGGUACCGAAAUGAGCAGUGGCUUGCCGAGGGCCUGGCUACCUCCCUGGUGUUUCGGCAAGUGGCCAGCACAGAUGCCGGUCUGUACCGCUGCAAAGCCACCACCGACGGCGGCAGCCGGAGCUCUCCCACCAUCUUCCUGGAUGUGCUGUAUGCCCCCCGGGACCCCCACCUGAGUGCCUUCCUGGAGACGCAGAGAGGCCACCUGGCCAUCUUCCACUGCUCCGUGGCAAGCAACCCUCCCGCCUGGCUGGCCCUGCACCGUGGUGAGGAGCUGGUGGCCACCAGCACCGCGGGGAGCAGCCCACGAGUGGGCAUCUUGGCAGCCCCCAACACCCUCCGGGUGGAGCUGCGGGAGGUGACACCAGCCGACGAAGGCAGCUACCGCUGCACCGCCACCAACGCGCAUGGCACCGUGGCCCAACGCCUGUACUUCCACGUGCAGACUGCCCGAGUCCUCAUCUCACCGUCAGCAGAGGCGCAGGAAGGAGACGACAUCUCCCUGACGUGCCAGGUAGUGGGAGAGCCACCAGAUGACACCAUCUACACCUGGUACAGGAACAGUGAACGGCUCCAGGAGACCCCUGGCAACUUCCUUGCACUGCCCCACAUCGCCAGCACGGCUGCCGGCUCCUACCACUGCCGAGCCCGCAGCCCCUCGGGGACCAGCAUCUCCCCGGCUGUUGCCCUGCGCGUCUCCUAUCCCCCGCGGGUGCCGGUGCUGACCUCCUUCCUGGAGACCCCCGAGGGGCAGCGGGGCGUGCUGCAGUGCACGGUGGACAGCAGCCCACAGGCAGAGCUGGCUCUCUUCAAGGACCAGGCACUGGUGGCCUCUACAGCACUGCCCCAGCGCACUGCCCUGCCACGGCUCAGCAUCACCUUGGCCUUCAACAAGCUGCGGGUCAGCAUCAGCCCCGUGCUGCUGGAGGAUGAGGGGGAAUACGUGUGCUCCGCCAGCAACAGCUAUGGCAACGCCAGCACAACGGCGAACUUCACGGCAAGCACUGCCAGGCUCUGGAUCUCCCCCUCCCCAGACGUGCAGGAAGGCAACGCCGUCAACCUGACCUGUGCGGUUGCGAGCAGUGGUGGGGAAGUGCUGAGCUACGCCUGGUACAAGAACCAGGUCUAUUUCAGCAGCAGCUCGGCCCCAAUCUUCGCCUUCCCCAGCGUCUCGGCCUCCGACGCUGCCUCCUACCACUGCACGGUGCGGACCCCAGCGCUGACCCGCAGCUCUGCACCCACCACCCUCAACGUCCUCUACCCCCCCAGGAACCUGCAGAUGAAGGCCUUCACGGAGAGUGGCAAUGGGACAGCAGUCAUCCUCCUCUGUGUGGUGGAGAGCAACCCCCUGUCCAAGAUCACCCUGCUCAAGGAGGGGAAGCUGGUGGCCUCCAGCCCCCCCGUGGGAGGUGACCACCCCAGGCAGAGCAGCCACAUCUCCCUGGCUCCCAACACACUGAGGCUGGAGCUCCGGGAGGCUUCUGCAGAGGAUGAGGGAGAGUAUGAGUGCCAGGCACGCAGCCCCCUCGGCAGCACCUAUGUGUCUCUGCCCCUCCGUGUGCAGGCCAUCAGGGUGGUGGUGCGACCCUCUGCCGAGGUGCCCGAGGGGACCGAUGUGAUGCUGACAUGCCGGGAUGCAGGCACGCGCCCAGGCACCAUCUACUCCUGGUACAAGAACGGGCGGUGGCUGGCGGAGGGGCUCGACGCCUCCCUCGCCCUCCACGCUGCCCGGCGCACGGAUGCCGGUGCCUAUGCCUGCCAAGUGGGGAGGGGGCUGCGUGGCCGCAGGGCCCCCCCCGCCGCCCUCAGGGUGCUGUAUGCACCCCAGGAGCCAUCCUUCAUCUCCUUGGUGGACCCCCGGGGAGGGCGUCAGGCUGUCCUGCUCUGCACCGUCGACAGCUUCCCACCUUCCGACAUCACCCUGUACCGGGGUCCCGGCCACGCGCCCCUGGCUUCCACCCACAGCCUGGCCGACCCACGCUUCACCGUCCAGGCAGCCCCCAACUCCCUGCGGAUGGGCAUGGCGGGGCUGGAGCUGCAGGACACAGGGCUCUACAUCUGCUCGGCCAACAACAGCUAUGGCACCGCGUCCUCGUCCCUGCUCCUGGAUGUGGGAGGAGUCACAGUCACAGUUGAGCCUUCGCCAGAAGUCCCCGAAGGCACCACAGCCACCAUGACCUGCUCGGCCACCCCUUGGGUAGGUGAAGAGGCCAAUUACACCUGGUACAAGAACAGCCGGUGGCUGCGGGAGGGACCGGACGGCUCCCUCGUACUCACCCACGUCUCCAGCGCCGACACCGGCACCUACCACUGCCGGGCAAGUGGGAUGCGGGGCAGUGCCACCUCGGCCCCGCUCAGCCUCCAUGUGCUCUACCCCCCCCGGGACGUGUCAAUCAGCACCUUCCUGGAGAACCGCAGCGGGCGGGUAGGCAUCGUGCUGUGCACAGCUGACAGCCACCCGGCUUCCACCAUCGCCCUGUACCACCAUGGCCACCUCCUGGCCUCCAGCCUGGCCCCCGCCACCACACCAGGGGUCCGCAGCACCCCCUCCCACAACAGCCUCCGGGUGGAACUGGGGGCUGUGGGGCCGCAGGACUCAGGGGAGUACACCUGCAUGGCCGGCCACCCCCUGGGCAACGCCACGGCCAGUGCCUACUUCAACGUGCACAGGCCAUGGGAAGAAGGGCCGAGGGAGGUCACGCCCCCCCCGCAGGGGUCCCUGAGCCCACUCCAGUCUUGCCGAGUCGGCAGCCCCAGCACUGGCGGGGAUCUGCCCUGGCUCCCCUCUGCCCACAGCUCUCACCCACCUCCUGGCCUUCACCGUCCUGGCCGGGCUGCUCAUGGCCGUGCUCUGUGUGGCUGCCCUGGCCCUCCUGGCUGUCAAGCUAUGGCCCAGGAUAAAGAAGUUUUGGGGCUGGUCCAGUGCUGAUGACACCUUUGAGCUGAGGAGCAAACAGGAGCAGGAGCAGGCGCAGGUAGAUGGAGCUUCUUAAGCUGGUGGCUCUUUCCAACUGAUGCUGGAAGCACACAGCACUGGCCUAGCUGGAUCCAGGCAGCCACUACCCUGGGGAUAAUCCAUCUCCAUCCCCUCCCGGUCUCCUCUGCCCCCGUUCCACCGCGCCCCUUGUCCCCCCCCACCAUGGAUGUUGUUCUCACACCGGGUACAGUCUGUGCUUGACACCGCGCAUGGUGCACCACAUGUGCCAGGCACCAGCAAGCUGUGACAGCUCAGAGCUGCUCUCCAGCAGUGAAACCUUGGGAAAAAAAUAAAUCUCUGGGUGAUUAUGCAAGCCUGGGGGCAGCCUCUCCAUCACCACUGCCCUCCUGUCCCUCCACCAAAGCUGCCACUCCAGGGUGCUGCCCACCUUGGUGCUAUGCGUGCCAGGGCAUCCCUGUGUGCAAUUCCUCUGUUGGGAAAUAAAACCGGAGCAACAUGCA